UUGGCUGUUGGCGGCGUUGCCUCUAAGCUCGCGUGCGGCAGCGGAGUCGGCAGAGGUUGCAGCGAAAGAGUUUGGCGCGAUGUCUCACACCAUUUUGCUGGUCCAGCCUACUAAGAGGCCAGAAGGCAGAACUUAUGCUGACUAUGAAUCUGUGAAUGAGUGCAUGGAAGGUGUUUGUAAAAUGUAUGAAGAACAUCUGAAGAGAAUGAAUCCCAACAGCCCUUCUAUUACAUAUGAUAUCAGCCAGUUGUUUGAUUUUAUUGAUGAUCUGGCAGACCUCAGCUGCCUUGUGUAA
Molecule: messenger RNA, 295 nt
Organism: Condylura cristata (star-nosed mole)
Lineage: Eukaryota; Metazoa; Chordata; Mammalia; Eulipotyphla; Talpidae
Gene: ERH
Product: enhancer of rudimentary homolog (Drosophila)
Exons: 3
Coding region: 80-295 (71 amino acids)
Source: RefSeq, a predicted model, not a curated record